UAUGGGAAAGAUAACAGAGAACAGUCGGAUAGAAGUGAGCUGGUACCUUGCUGCUGAGAUUUAGUGAUACACACCCGCUCAGCAGGGCUCCAGCAUCCUGACCGGCGAACCUGCAACAGGAUAAUAAGCAUGUCAACACUCCUGGAGAUAAAAAGCAGUGUGCUCAGACAGGUGCAGAACCGGCAAUCUUUUCGACGGAGAGCAGAGAUGGAAUCCAGCAACUCAACUCAAGAGACUUGCAAAGUGCCAAGUACUGACAGGGAGGACACUGGUGAUUUUUUUGACAGAAUGAGAAGUGUGAUUCAGAAACAAGAGAACAUGCAGCGGUACUGGAGGACAGAGGGUGUUUUAAAUAACAGUAUGCCACCUCCUCCAGAAAAUGUUGGGGAGCCCAAAGCACUGGAGAAGUUGUUGCUUAGCAAGAGAGAGAUAGAGAUGUUGUAUGAAGAAAUACUGUAUACCCUUGUGUACACGGCUGGUAUUGUGUCCUCUGAACAAGUUGCUAGUGAAGAAGAACUUUUUCAUUAUCUACAAAAGGUUUUUGGAAUGAGUAAAAGUGACCAUGAUGCAAUCCUACAGCAUGUCAAGGAAUCCAAGGCCCCUGUCUUUGCUUUGAAAGUGACAGUCGUGCAAGCUAGAAAUCUACUAGCCAAAGAUCCCAAUGGUUUCAGCGACCCGUACUGCAUGCUGGGAAUUAUGAUCAUGCAAAGCUCAAAGGAGACCGAAGAGAAGAAAGAGAGGAAAUUCAGCUUCAGAAAGAAGAAAGACAAGAUAGAGAAACGUUCCAGCGUUAGGGAAGUGCUGCCUGCGAAAUAUAUCCAGGUCACUGAAGUCAAAAGCAACACUUUGAACCCAGUGUGGAAUGAAAACUUUCUUUUUGAAAUAGAUGAUAUAUUUAGUGACCAACUACACUUGGAUAUCUGGGAUCAUGAUGAUGAUGUAUCAGUUGCAGAAGCUUGCAAAAAGCUUAAUGAAGUCACUGGAUUCAAAGGAAUGGGCAGGUACUUUAAGCAGAUAGUCAAAUCAGCAAGAGCAAAUGGUACAGCAGGGUCUUCUGAAGACAAUGCAGAUGAUUUUUUAGGAUGCCUUAACAUCUCCAUAAAUGAGAUUCCAGUUGGAGGCUUAGAUAAAUGGUUCAAGUUAGAGCCACGGACAAGCUGUUCCCGAGUUCAAGGAGAUUGUCACCUUAUAAUCAAGCUAAUUACAAAUCAGAGGGACACCGUUCUAAGCAAGAAGGCAUCUGGCUCGGUGAUUCAUGAAAUGCUGCUGAACCAGCUGCUCCAGUACGAGCACAAGCAAACAGAGGUUGAAAGCUGGAUCUGGAAGGGGGAGCUAAGCAAGCAUGCAUUUACCAUUCUGUCCCACCACAGCAUGCAGACUGAUCUCUCCAGCUUACAACAGGCCGUCAUAAAAUGGCAAGCAUUCAGCAAACAUCACCAAAUCCAGUCUAUGGAUUAUAGUUUUCUACUGGGACUUCUGAAACUCAUAGAAGAGCAAUGGGACCCCACCAUGUGUCAAAGAGAGCAGGAGCAGAGUUUGGCUGAAAGUUUUACGCUUUUCACAGAAUAUUGCCUUCUACUUCUGAAAAAACUCAGAGACAACUUUCCUGUUCUUAACACAACAGUCAUUAACCGGCUUGAAUUCAUGUUAAGGUGUCUUAGUCAAAUCCACAACAUGCAAGCAUUUAGAAUGGUCUGCCCUUUCCAUAAUGAACUACAUCUGGAGAUUGCUGCCAUUAUAAAGAAGGGCACGCUGGAGUGGUAUGAAAAAACGUAUGCCUCCCUGAGACCAGAAGAAAAGAAUACAGUGGAACAGCUGAGAUGCCUAGCGAGACUGGCGGAUGCUGUCCAUGAAGAUAUAGAGAAGAGCCAAAAUGUAUACAACAGAUUAUUUGUGAGUAUUGUGAAGGUGGAUUUCUUCAGUAUCACAUACCGGCAGCUUGAGAAACUGGUGGCUGAUGAAGUGAGCGCUGCAAUGGGAGCUCUGAAAGGAACAGAACCCGAAAGCCCCGAGAUAACCCACGCCAUUGGGGAGGCCUUGUUUGAACUCUACAUUACUCUCAGCGAGCUGAGGAAGUUUAGAGAUUACCUGCCAUUAAAAGACAACAAAUCCCUGGCUCUGUCAGGAUUCCACGAACUGUUUAAAGUCUCAAUUCAUACUUGGCUAAUAACUAUACAUGAAAAAACAUGUGAAAGGAUUCAGAGAGCGGCGGACAUGGAUAAGCUUGAAUAUGUAGACUCUCUUUCCAAGCACAGCAGUUCUGCAGUCGAUGUCACAAUCUGCUUCUCACAAAUCAAAGAAUUCUGGGCACAGCUUGCAUGGCCCGACUCCGCAGAGGCUUUUGUGUUUUUAACUCAACUUUCUGAUGAUAUAUGUAAAGCAGCAAUAUAUUAUUCAGAAGCAAUUAGGCGCAAGGUGGACAAAAGUCACCAGUCAACAGUGGGACAAGCCCUUAUUACUGAGCAGCUCUGCAUAGUUCUCAACAAUAUCGAGCACAUCCGCAAGUUCAUGGGCAACAUUCUGAGGGACCUCGAUUGGAAGCCUCUUGAGAUAGCGGUGGAGCCUUCCUCUGGGACAGAUGGAAAACCCCAGGUGCAGAAAGCGAUGAACACUCAGCUUCAAAACAUUGAUAUUGACAUGCAAAGGGAAGCCAAAAACAUGAUUUCGCACCUUACAGAAAAGAUGAUCGGUGAUAUAAAGAAAUAUAUACAGCACAUAAGCCUAUCACCAGACUCCAUUCAGAAUGAUGAGGCGGUGUCUCCACUAAUGAAAUAUCUCGACGACAAAUUAAUUAUACUGAACGAAACCUUGGUGAAAGAAAACCUACACAGGGUCCUCGAUGCACUUUGGUGGCUUCUGCUGAAAUUCAUUAUCGACGCUGUGGAAUCCAACAGGGGCGUCUCAGUGGAAUUCUAUGGAAGGUUUUAUUAUACACUGGAGGCUCUAGUGGACUUUUUCCAUGCAGAGGGACAGGGCCUGGCGCUGGAAUCCCUGAGAAAUGGAGAUUAUAGGUUCUUAGAGCAAGAGUUGCGUUUGAAUAAAUGCUCUACAAGUGAGCUCAUUGAGAAGUACUACCUGGACAACAUAAAGGAACAGAGAUCAUCCGAGCAGAGCAAGUAUGGGCGAUUAAAUGUCAAGUGUUACUAUGAAUCCUCCGAACAAAAACUCUACGUGGAAGUUUUACAUGCAGCGGACCUCAUUGCACUUGAUGCAAACGGCCUGAGCGACCCAUUUGUCAUUAUUGAGCUCUGUCCUCAUCACAUCUUCCCACUGGUGAAAUGCCAACGGACACAAGUUAAACCCAAGACUCUGCACCCGGUGUAUGAUGAACUCUUUUAUUUCUCGGUUUCAUCGGAGCAAUGUAGGAGGAAGUCGGCCUGCAUCGUCUUUACAGUGAUGGAUCAUGAUUGGCUUUCCACAAAUGAUUUUGCUGGUGAGGCUGUCCUGCCCAUGAACAUGAUAUAUGGACUAAACAGGCCCCACAUCACUGGAGGGGUGAAAAAUGUCCAGCCGACAGUAUUAAAACUAACAAGACCAAAGGCCAAUGUGAAAUCAAUACUGAAAAUGCUGGAUGGGCGAAUGGACAAGGAGGCACAGGAGUUUGUGAAAAAGCUCAGAGAAAUGGAGAAAUACAUGGAAGAAGACUGAACUGUUAUGUUUAUUAAGUACAAAUAAUGUGAAAACAAAAAUCUGAACCUUUUUCCUGUGGCCGAGGAGAGCACCCCGCGUCAGUAGGAGGCAGCCAUCUUGGCUCUGAAAAGGACUGCAUAAUUACUAAAUGCCACAAUGUUUAAUAUUCCUUUGGUUUGUUUCCUAUUGUUAAGUUCUCAGUUCAUGCACAGGAACUAAACGUUUUAAAUAUUAUAUGUUAAAUGAAUAUCGUAAUACUCGGUGUGACUUCAACGUUCCUUCGGUUCCGCCGAACAAGUAACCCAUCCAUCAGUCUGUUCAAGGAAAUUCUGCUGCCUAUUCACAGUGCUUGCCAUAAGCACUAUUACACACGUUUUCCCACAAUGCAUCACAUCAGGUCUAUAGGACCACAGGGCCCUCAACUCUUGUGGGAGGUGAAAAGGAGCUCAUUGAGUGCAGCUUGCCAGUGAAGCAAUGGCCACGGCUAAAGCUAUAGGCACUAGACUAAGGGCUCUUACACACAGGCGGUUUUUCCUGCGCUCUCCAAUGCUGCACUUUCCUCCAUUCAGCCGCUGGGGAGCCCAGGAGUAGACGCAAUUAAUUAUUGUGAAGGGGGCUGUACUCACACAGACACCUGUAAGCGCUAAACGCAGGUGGUACGCAGCAUUUUGAAUUUCACCUGCGUUCGGCACAUGCGACAAUAAUUGAGUGCAUCAACUCCUGCGCUUCCCUGCGGCUGAAAGGAAGAAAGCGCUACAUAGGGGAGUGCAGGAAAAACCGCCCAUGUGUAAGAGUCCUUUUAGACAUAUUAGAGGCAUAUUUUUGUAAGAAAGGUGGAUUUAAGACAGAAGACACUCAAAUGUGGGCGGGUUCACUCCCAAAUCGCCACCAGCAGAGAUGUAAGCUGGAAGCCAAACACAAAAGCUUAGGCGGAACACAGCAAAAAUACAUUUAGCUCUUGCUAUUUCCACUGGAGAAAUACAAAAAGAAAUUUAAAAAAUUAAGGUUUACUGGCCCUUUAAAAUGACAGAAUUGUUGACAUUUUUUUAAAAAAAACCCUGAUCUAUUCCACAAAUUCCAUUUAAAGGGGCAGAACAACCCCCUGCCAUCAUGAGUUCAACCAAUUGGGCUUGUGCUGAGCAUGCUUUUUGCCUAUUGCUUUAAUCACAGAAAAAAAUCUGUGGUUUCUAUUCCUUGAGCUAAACAGGUUAGUUGAAGCUACUCCAUGUUUGGCCCUUGCGAGUUAGAUAAUUAGACUACCAGUGCUCUGAUACUCCCCCUGCAAAAUGGACUGCUGCUAA
Xenopus laevis (African clawed frog) is the source of this 4931-nucleotide messenger RNA. It is a transcript of the gene baiap3.L, whose product is annotated as BAI1-associated protein 3 L homeolog. The transcript has 34 exons. Bases 130 to 3648 code for a protein of 1172 amino acids. Lineage: Eukaryota; Metazoa; Chordata; Amphibia; Anura; Pipidae. The record is from RefSeq and is a predicted model, not a curated record.